GGGGCGGGGCGGGGCCAGUAGUGAGCAGGCACUGCGGAUCUGUAGCCGCGGCGGAGCCUACUCAGCCUCCCUGCGAUGCGGUACAAACACCGCGCGAAGUGUGUACCGAUUCCCAGUCAGACAGCGGGAGGGACCUGGGAGCGGCCACGGGGUUGCUUUAUCACUAGAAGACCAAGAGCUCAAGCAGGGCCUCUGUCCCUUGCUUCUUUCCUGACCUGAGCUGGAUCCAGAACCAGCUGCUGUCCUCCUGUUUGUUCACUCCGGCACCAUCGUCACAUCUCCGUCAUGACCCACCUGUUCACAGUGUUCCUGGUGGCUCUGAUGGGCCUGCCUGUGGCCCAGGCUCUGGAGUGCCACGUGUGUGCCUACAAUGGAGACAACUGCUUCAAACCCAUGCGCUGCCCAGACAUGGCCACCUACUGUAUGACCACAAGAACUUACUUUACCCCGUACCGGAUGAAGGUGAGGAAGUCCUGUGUCCCCAGCUGCUUUGAGACCGUGUACGAUGGCUACUCCAAGCAUGCAUCUGCCACCUCCUGUUGCCAGUACUACCUCUGCAACGGUGCUGGCUUUGCUACCCCAGUGACCUUGGCCCUGGUCCCCGCACUCCUAGCUACCUUCUGGAGCUUGCUGUAAAGCUCUGUUCCCCAAGCCAGAUCCACGCAAACACAACACUCUUAACAAACACAGUUGCCCCCUAUCUCCCAUUCCCUCCACUCAACCCUCUUCCCUCUGAGACUCCUCUGCUACAACGAGGUCCCAUGGCUAUUCAUGAAAGGACUGAUGGCCUCCAGAUACCUCACUCCAAGGUCAUUUUCAGAAGGCUGAUGUACGAACCUGUAAUGUACCCAGCUAUGGGUGGGGCAGGCUGGGCUCCUCCUCCAUCCUGGGUCAGGGGCAUCUAGGAGAGUGUUGUUUAUGGGGGAGGGGCCAUCACUCAAAUCAAGUCUACUGAUUUGAUAGAAUUAGUAGCCAAACUCCACCUUCAUAGCAUCAAGGACUCUGCCUCAGUCUACCCAGUAGACAAUAAGUUGGUUGGGGGUGGGGGUGGGGCGAGAAAUGAGCUGGCUGAAAGCAGAGACUCAGCAGAACUGUCUCCUAAGUCCAGCAACUUCCCAGAGCAAAUGUGAUGUGGAAGUCCUGUGAGGAACUUAUCUGAGGAACUCUGCCAGACCUGCUGUCAGGAUAGCCAUUGGCCAAAGGUUGCUAGCAACAGCUUCAUUUCCAGAGGCUGCUGUGAUCCCCUCCAGCCCCAGCUCAGCAGGCCCCUUGACCUCCACUACAGUCCCUCAUUCACACACCAGCUGCUGGGCCUUGAGGCUGGCAGGAACAUGGGGGCAGAUGACCCAUGCUAUAUUUUAUCUGGCCUGUACACUGGCCAGAGCUAUUCUGGGCAUGGCAGGAAGGGAUUAGAGGCAGGUCAGAGCAGGUUAGUACGGUAACUGAGACAGGGAAGCAGACUUCAGUCAGCUUCCCAGGUCCCGUAGACAGCUUCUACGUCCUUCAGUCUCUUGGUAAAUUAUCAGAAGACAAAUGUACAGGGAGCCAGCCCGAGUCCUAAGUGACUGCCUGUGAAGUCUAUUGUGGCUGAAGACUGCUGGGUAUCAAGUCUCAGGAGAACCCAGCCCAGAUUUAGGAGACAUGGAUCUACCUUUAUGCAGUGUGGCUGUCUCUGGGAGCCUUACCCUGCUCUCUCACUAGUACCCCAACUCAUGUGCCACUGAGGAACCCCCCUGAAGCUGGCCCAGCCCAGGGGUCAGGAUGCUGGGCAAUGUCCAUGUAGUGGGAUUGCCCAUGAAGAGUCCUUGGGUCAUCACAUCUUGCUGGUCACCACAUCCUACUGGUCUUCACAGCUCGACUGCUUUAUUCAGGCCUCUCAGUGGUGGACACUUAGGACACAAAGGUCCAUCUUGGGAACCUUCCCCCUGGGUCUAGGCAGACUUGAGCUCUGUCUGCCGCUAGAGCUGAUGUGGUUUUCUGCCUCAGUUUCCUCCUCCCGGGAUACGCCACUGGAGGAUUUGGGAGGGUGGGGAAGGCAUCCUGCUGAUGGGCUUGCCCGAAUUCUCAGGAACAGGAACUGUGGGGCUUUAUUACCCAGGUGAAUUGGGUGGGAAAUGGUCUGGAGCUGAGCCAUUGACUACUCAGAGGGAAGAUGAGUCUCACGGGAGGCCGGGAAGGGGGAGGGAGGAGCGCACAUGCACGUGUGCACCCAGGCAGUGGCUACAGAGCCCAAAAGGCAGCACUGGCUGUGGUGUUCCCUGAAGCCCAGGCAGGAUGCUAGGAGGAAGCCAGUGCUGCCCCAACCUGAGCUUGCAUGAAACACACACACACACACACACACACACACACGCGCACACCACCAGCACUGGGACUGACCUGUGGAAGCUGCCAUAGGGCACUGGCAAGGAGGGUCAAAGGCGGGCCCCUGACUCAGUGGGUGAGGCCCUGGAAACAUUAUCCUGUUACCCUGCUUGUGCAAGCUCAUUGUCCCCAGUUAGGUGGCAUCCUCAGCCAAAACUGGGAGGAGCCCGAGAUAGGUUCUCCCACCCACCACAAGGGGGUGGUGUGGGAAAGGCUUGGAUAUCUGUGGCCCCAAAGCGAAGCGCUGAGGGCGCCUGCAGUGUUGGGGACAGCUUCUUUCACCUGUCUCUGGACACCGACCAGAGAGGCCCUACAGGAAGCACUGUGCCUAGCUAGCCUGUCCUUGGUGCUUAGCACAGAGCCCCAAAAGGCGCUCAAUUAAUACAGGGCCAAGUCGGCCAGUGGGAGAUGCAGAUUAGGGGAACGGUCCCAGAUGGCCUGUCCUGAAUCCUGUCUGGGGUGGUGUGAUGAACAUCUGUCUAGCCCACUGCAGGUGGCUCUGCACACCCCACAGCAGUUCUGCAAAAGCGUAUGGGGUGGUCAUAACUGUCCCCCUUUGACAGGUAAAGACACCGAGGCACGGAGGAGUAAGGCACUUCAUUUUCCUGGGUCAUUUGUCUUUCUAGUACCAACCCAUUCGACUAUGGGUGCUCCUCCAACAGCUUGGGUCGGGACUGUGCACCCUCGAGAUGAUAGUGGCUUCAUAAACCGGAGAAUUUCAGAGUGCAGUGUUGUAAGAACCUAUGAACCUGAAACUUUAGAACUUUGAGGGGGGCUGAAGGGUAGGUCAGGGGUGUCCAGCCCUAUGUGCGGAUGCACAGAGAAAGGGAACAUGGGAUGGGGUGGUAGAGAGAAGUAUGAAGAAACAUCAGCCUUUGUCAGGGCUAACGCUGUCAGGGACUAGGGGGCUCAAGGCCGAGAGUGUUCUCACACUGUGAUAAACAGUAGCCCUCAACACAGAUGGUAUCCAGGGUGGCUGGCAGCGGUUAUCUAUAGAGUUGCCAUCUGGAAGCAUCUUGGUAGUCACUGGAGAGAGACUGCUUGAUGGGACAUGGAGUGUGUGUACCUCUGUGGGAUUUGAUGAAGCUGGGUCAGCCAAAGCAUCAGAGAGAGGUGUCUGGUCUAGUCCACCAGAGAGAAGUUGUCCAGUGAGAGUUAUUCUCUGUGAUUGGCUUCCUUAAAAGCAGAUGGGAGGGGGGCAGGGCACAGAGCACCCAUGUCUUCAUCUUCUGCAGUAAGCACCUUAGUCCACAUUCUGAAAUUAGAAAGAUCUCCAGGAGUAGAUGGCCGUUUGCUUUGGUGCGUGGUUACUUGCUGGCAAGCACCAUAGCAUCCUGCAGCACCAAGUGACCUGGGCUCCUCAAGCAUAGACUCAUGUUCCAGUCAUCUCAUUGGUGAAAUGACAGUGACAGUACCCUCUCAGCUGGCUCCUGGAUGCUUGUGCCUGGGGUCUGCAUAGAGGAGGCCUCAAAAAAUACAUGGCCACACGAUGCCUGGCACCUCCCUUGGUUGUGCCUCUGCCAACCCUAAGCUCUCACCCAGCAAGGACAUGAAAUCCACUUUUAUGUCACGUCUCCCUUCCCCCAGCCAGCUCCACGUACCCAUCAAUGUCCCCCAUUGAAUGAAUAAACAAGUGAAGGACAUGUGUCUCUCUUUCUCUCAUA
Arvicanthis niloticus (Nile rat) is the source of this 4025-nucleotide messenger RNA. RefSeq names its product Ly6/neurotoxin 1 (gene Lynx1). The record is from RefSeq and is a predicted model, not a curated record. Lineage: Eukaryota; Metazoa; Chordata; Mammalia; Rodentia; Muridae. Gene Ontology annotation, cellular component: plasma membrane.